Messenger RNA from Carassius gibelio (silver crucian carp), 1527 nucleotides. RefSeq names its product N-terminal Xaa-Pro-Lys N-methyltransferase 2-like. Gene Ontology annotation, molecular function: N-terminal protein N-methyltransferase activity. The record is from RefSeq and is a predicted model, not a curated record. Gene Ontology annotation, cellular component: cytoplasm. Bases 270 to 1127 code for a protein of 285 amino acids. NCBI's taxonomy places the organism in Eukaryota, Metazoa, Chordata, Actinopteri, Cypriniformes, Cyprinidae. Gene Ontology annotation, biological process: N-terminal protein amino acid methylation. The transcript has 4 exons.
ACGUAAGAGAGGAGCUUCUUCUGGAACUGAAGAAGAAGGCACCACCCCUCUUCUGAGGCAAUCGCACCCAUCCCUUUCUCAUUCCACCACCCCAGGUGGUGAUGAUCUGAUAAGAUGUGGUAGUUCGAAGCACUCUGCUGAGAAAAGAACGCUCAACCGGUCAGUAACCAGAGGCCACCUACAGAUAUAGCAGCACAGUGGUGUCUUCAGAGACACCUUGAGCUACGCAUUAUCAAACACGCUUUGAGUCUCUUUGCAGAAAAUUCAGAAUGUCUGAUUCCACUUCCAUUAUGGAGUUUAGCGGGACGCAUCAAGCUUUCCGAGACCGCUGGGCAAAGACGGAUAAUGAGAUGUGCAAGCACAGUAUGUCUUUCCACUUGCACAAUACUCUGAGGAAGGAGUUCUUCGCCAGCUACCUGUACCUCCUGGAGCAGAUUCCUCUGGUGAAACUCUAUGCCGUGACUUGUGAGUACAUUAAAGGGGAGAAGCAGUUUUACUACAGGUCACAGAACUUCUACAAGGACGUCCCGGCAUCAGAGGAGGGCAUGAUGGGAGACUUUGUGGAGAUAUCAGAGAUCGACCUUGAAGGCUCAAGACAGUUCCUGAAAAAGUUUGUUGGUCCAGGAAAGGCUGGCACCAAGCGGGCACUAGACUGUGGCUGUGGAAUCGGGAGGGUGUCUAAAGGAGUUCUGUUCCCUGUGUUUGAAUCCAUGGAGAUGCUUGACAUGAUGGAAGAGUUCAUCCUCCACGCUCAUGAGGUUUACCUCGGAGAUUACGCAGACCGAGUAGAGGCCUACUAUCUUUACAACCUGCAAGAAUUCACCCCACCUACAAAGAGAUACGAUGUCAUCUGGCUGCAGUGGGUUGCCUGUCAUCUUACUGAUAAGGACCUGAUGGAGUUUUUAAAGCGUGCUAAGCAGAGCCUGAGGCCCAACGGUGUGAUCUUCAUUAAGGAUAACAUGGCGCGGCAGGGGUGCAAGCUGGACCCCAUUGACAGCAGCAUCAUUCGUCACCUGGACAUCAUGAAGAACAUCAUUCAGACAGCAGGCCUCACCAUACUGGACGUGGAAAAGCAGGAAGGCUUUCCUGAGGCUAUCGUGCCUGUAUGGAUGAUCGCCAUGCGCUAAAGGAAAUCAUAUUUUAGAUGGAUAUGUUGUACAUGUACUUAUAUAUAGUAUAUAUUAUAAAAACGUACAAAUUUAUUUAUUUUUAUUCCAUUUACCAGCUAAUAUGUCAAAAUAAUUUCAGCAUAUGGAAAUCUGUGGAUUGUUAUUUAUUUUUUUACUAGUUACCAUCCAGUUUCCAUCUUUCUAGUAAAAUAUAUAACUUCCAUUUUUGUUUAAAUGGAGCAUAUAGAUGUAUAUAAUUGUAUUACCCUGUUAACAUGAUUUAGUAUUUUGUACAUUUAUUCUAGUAUCACAAUGUAAAACAAAUUAUUUAUUUAUUUUUUACAAGAAAAUAAUGUUGUUGUCUAUGUCUAUGUAACUGACAGAAUUAAGUAUGCUGCCACCAAGUGUCAUUUUUGUU